Archocentrus centrarchus (flier cichlid) is the source of this 1761-nucleotide messenger RNA. It is a transcript of the gene acadl, whose product is annotated as acyl-CoA dehydrogenase long chain. Gene Ontology annotation, cellular component: cytoplasm; mitochondrion. Gene Ontology annotation, molecular function: flavin adenine dinucleotide binding; long-chain fatty acyl-CoA dehydrogenase activity. The transcript is spliced from 11 exons. The coding region runs from base 56 to 1384 and encodes 442 amino acids. The record is from RefSeq and is a predicted model, not a curated record. Gene Ontology annotation, biological process: fatty acid beta-oxidation using acyl-CoA dehydrogenase; carnitine metabolic process, CoA-linked; long-chain fatty acid catabolic process. NCBI's taxonomy places the organism in Eukaryota, Metazoa, Chordata, Actinopteri, Cichliformes, Cichlidae.
ACGAUCUUUCUUUGUUUGCCUAUUCUCUCCUGAAGUUGUUACCUUUCAGUCGAAGAUGUUACCGCAAAAAUUAAUCAAACCGUGUCUUUUUGGACUGAGACAUGUCUCUGUAAGAGGACAGCUGCUGUCUGCAGCUGCUGUCAGAUUUCAGCACAGUAAGUCUGAGGAGCUCAAGCAGUCCUCCCACUCAGCCCGACCCGAGACCUCAAGCGCUAAAUCACUGAUGGACAUCGGGACCCGCCGGAUCUUCAACGAGGACCAUGACCUCUUCAGACAAAAUGUGCGGCGCUUCUUCCAAGAGGAAGUGGUGCCGCACCACAAAGAGUGGGAGAAGGCGGGUCAGGUGAGCAGGGAGGUGUGGGAGAAGGCUGGUGAGCAAGGCCUGCUGGGAAUAAUGACGCCCGAGGAGCACGGUGGCAUCGGAGGAGACCUCUUUUCUGCAGCUGUCACGUGGGAGGAGCAAAUGUAUUCCAACUGCUCCGGCCCAGGUUUCGCACUGCACUCCGACAUCGUCAUGCCCUACAUCAUCAACUAUGGCAGCAAGGAACAGAUCGAACGCUUCAUCCCCAAGAUGGCCGCUGGGAAAUGUAUCGUUGCCAUCGCCAUGUCCGAGCCAGGAGCAGGCAGUGACCUUCAGGGUGUGAGGACGUACGCCAAGAGGGACGGCAGCGACUGGAUCCUCAACGGCAACAAGGUGUUUAUUACAAAUGGUUGGAUGGCCGACCUGGUGGUGGUAGUGACCGUGACGAACCGAGAGGCGAAGACGGCGGCACACGGCAUCAGUCUGUUCCUGGUGGAGGACGGCAUGAAGGGCUUUCAUAAAGGGCGGAAACUGGAGAAGAUUGGCCUGAAGGCCCAGGACACGGCUGAGCUGUUCUUCGAGGAUGUGCGGCUCCCAGCUGAUGCCCUCUUAGGGGAGCUCAACAAAGGUUUCUACUACCUGAUGAACGAACUCCCUCAGGAGCGUCUGGUGAUUGCUGACAUGGCCAUAGCGAGCUGUGAGUUCAUGUUUGAGGAAACCAGGAAUUAUGUGAUGCAGCGGAAGGCGUUCGGAAAGACAGUCGCUCACCUGCAGACCGUGCAGCAUAAGCUGGCAGAGCUGAAGACUGAGAUCUGUGUGGGCCGAGCCUUCAUCGAUAACUGCCUCCAGCUCCAUGCUGAGAAACGCCUGGAUCCCGCCACGGCCUCCAUGGCCAAGUAUUGGGCGUCUGACCUCCAGAACAGAGUGGCCACUCAGUGCCUGCAGCUCCACGGAGGCUGGGGCUACAUGUGGGAAUACCCCAUCGCCAAGGCGUUUGUGGACUCUCGAGUUCAGCCCAUCUAUGGAGGAACCAAUGAGAUAAUGAAAGAGCUGAUUGCCCGCACCAUCGUCAGCCAGAAGUGAAACACGUGAAGGUUUCUGUGGUGGAGGGACACUUGGUUUUUGUCUGGAAAAGGCUUUGAAAGUGAGAAUGUGAUCAUGAACUGCUUCACAAAGUCAAACUGCUGUGUAAUCAUGACUGACUUCUUCAUUUAUGUGAUGGUGUUAAAACAAAACUGUGGAGCUGUUCGUACAAAUGUGCUUUAGGAUUUUAUGAAGAGAGACUGAACUGUGUAGCUAAAAACAAUACUGAGCAUGUUAUAGAUGUACUGAAACAAAUAAAAUAGUGAUUUCAUAUUAAUGAUGCUGUGUUAAAUAAUCCAGAAGCAUCUGGCUGGCACUCUGUUAGCUACAGGAAGGAGAUGGGGAAUUCAGUGAAAGUAAAGUAAAAUUAAAGUCCA